This is a messenger RNA of Exophiala xenobiotica, 1813 nucleotides long. RefSeq lists its product as uncharacterized. The transcript has a single exon. The coding region runs from base 241 to 1416 and encodes 391 amino acids. NCBI's taxonomy places the organism in Eukaryota, Fungi, Ascomycota, Eurotiomycetes, Chaetothyriales, Herpotrichiellaceae. Gene Ontology annotation, molecular function: heme binding; peroxidase activity. Gene Ontology annotation, cellular component: cytosol. The record is from RefSeq and is a predicted model, not a curated record.
AUGCUAUGCCUCGUACAAGCUGGUGCGAUGCCAGAGGUACCCUCCCUUGCCUCCUCUGAAUAAUGCUUGACUCAGCUCAGACCUCACCCGUACUUACCAGAUCUGCUGCCACGGCUUGAAACCAAUCGCAACAGUCAGGCCACUAAUCACUCCAGCAGAAAUACGGCCAGGUUAUUGACGAAAAGAUCAAAUCCACUCAUCUCUCUCAACAGACUUGGUAAGCCGAUUCAUACCGAUGGCAUGAAUCCCAAAACGCUCGGUAGAAUAUUCUACAGCAAAUCCUGGAGCCGCUCUUCUCCGACCCUCGAUGUGAAGCUCUCCGCUACAAGAAGACGACGAGGUACGUUUAAUCUACACGACAACCAUCGGCAACGAGCAUUAUCAAGCCAGCCGAGCCGUUCAUUUCGUGAGCUGCUUCGGGGAACAACUACCCUCGCACCAUCCGCACGAUCUAUAAGCAGAUCCAUAAUGAGUGGCCGCGUCCCAAUUGAGUCACAGCGCGUCGACGCCCCAUUAACUGCCUCAGCAACGUUCCUGGUGUUGACGAUCAACCCGGAUCCGAGCGCCAUAAAAACCGUCCGCUCCGUCCUCUCCAGCGUCGACGACUUGACCAAGAACGUCGCCUUCCGCGACCUCCAGGCCCUAUUCGCCUGUACCGUUGGCAUCGGUAGCGACGCAUGGGACCAAGUGACUGGCCUCCCUCGCCCGGCUGAACUCCACCCAUUCAAGGAAGUCAAAGGCAAAGUCCACACCGCCGUGUCGACACCGGGUGAUCUCCUCUUCCACAUCCGCUCACAGCGGCGCGAUCUCUGCUUCGAGUUUGAGCGGCAAGUCAUGGAACUGCUGGGCGACGCUGUCUCCGUGGUCGACGAGACGGUUGGGUUCCGCUACUUCGAUGCGCGCGACCUUUUGGGCUUCGUUGACGGCACGGCGAACCCAGUCGGUCCAGCCGUCAACGCUUCCAUCGUAGUCGCCGAAGAAGACCCCGGAUCCGCAGGUGGCAGCUACAUCGUCGUGCAAAAGUAUUUGCACGACAUGAAACGAUGGCGCGGCCUGUCUACGGAAGCUCAGGAGUCCAUCAUCGGCCGCACCAAGCUGGACAACAUUGAGCUCGACGACGCGGAUGAGGGGAUGCAAAUGUCACACAAAUCGCUCGCUACCAUUGAGGACGAGAGCGGUGAGCACGAUAUUCUCCGCGACAAUAUGCCGUUUGGCUCGCCGGGCUCGAAGGAGUUUGGGACGUAUUUCAUCGGGUACUCAAGGAAGUUGUGGGUGACUGAGAAGAUGCUCGAGAGGAUGUUUAUUGGGAACCCUCCUGGACUGCAUGAUAGGAUCCUUGACUACUCGACAGCCGUGACAGGGACGACGUUUUUUGCGCCGGCUGCGAAUGUGCUGGCCGGUCUUGGUGACGACUGAUUUUGGCUUUCCAUGAAACGACCUACAUGUUGUGAUAUGCGGUACUGAUGGCUAGUGGGAUAGGAUACCAACUAUUUUGAGCACAACAAUGCCCCUAGGGUCCAACAUUAGCCUGCUACCUGUUUUUAGCACCAGCAGUGCCAGGCCUUAGCCCGUCCAGCCAUGUGCGUAGUCAUGAAAGUGUUCUUGGGCAAUUGUUGGGUGGUUGCUAGCUCGUAUGGCUUGUUACAUUCAUCGUCUGGCUGAGCAGGAAAGAAGAGGCGAUUUUCUGGUGCAAGAGCAGGCGAUUAAGCUGCAUGCCUGCAUGGAAAAGGCAUGCGACUACUGUACUACUCGAAGCGACUUGUGAUCGGCACGAUAGCCGUAUGUGCAGCCCUACUCGUAGAUUUCUCUUAGC